AUGGCAUUGGAAGAAUUGAGGGAAAAAUACAGAACCAGGCAAGAACUUGUCAAAGCACUUACUUCUAAAAGACGCUCUAUUCAUCUGAACCCUAACGGUCAUUCAAUUGAAACUGCUAGUUCGAAUGCGGAGGUAUUGGCUCAUAUCAAACAAAUCCUGUCAUUGGCGGCUAAUUCAUUAGAGCAACAUCAGCAGCCAGUGUCAAUUGUUUUUCAAACCAAGAAAAAAAAAGGCGAUACUAGCAACUCUAACAUCUGUACAACACUAGAAUUUCCUCUAAAUGGCCCGCAUCUAUUCACUCAUCAGUUUAAAAUGAGAAAAUGCUCAAUCCUUUUGACCUUAUUAAAAAUUAUUAUGGAAAAAUUGCCCCUGGGUAAAAACACUACAGUAAGAGACAUUUUCUACUCCAACGUAGAGUUGUUCCAAAGACAGGCAAACGUCGUUCAGUGGCUAGAUAUAAUACGGUUUAACUUCAAACUUUCCCCACGAAAGUCCCUGAAUAUCAUACCAGCUCAGAAAGGUUUAGUUUAUUCGCCUUUUCCUAUCUACAUUUACGACAAUAUCUCGGCAGGUAAGGAUGAAUUUCAGGUACAAAAGCAAACUGUUUUCCCUGGUAAGCCCUGCCUAAUUCCAUUUUUUCAAGAUGAUGCAAACAUAAAGUUAGAGACAGCUGGCAAUUGCAAUCUUUUAAUAGUGGAAAAAGAGGCCGUCUUCACUAAGUUAAUAAAUAAUUAUCAAAAGUUAAAUGAGAAUACCAUUUUAAUUACUGGUAAGGGGUUUCCAGAUUUCUUGACAAGAUUAUUCCUCAAGAAACUAGAACAAAAUUGCUCCAGUUUGAUAUCUAGCUGUUCCAUAUUUACCGAUGCUGACCCUUAUGGGAUUAGCAUAGCUCUAAAUUAUACUCACUCGAGUGCAAACACCGUUUAUAAUUGCACGAUGGCAAAUUAUAAAGGCAUUCGUAUUACUCAAGUCUUAACGCAGAAUAAUGGAGUGCAUGGCAAACCCAUCCAAUUAUUGAGUUUGAAUCAGCGCGACUAUUCGUUAGCCAAAAAUUUAAUAGUUUCACUGACUGUUAACAGCAAGGAUAUUGCAACAUCACCAUUAAAGAAAUAUAUAAUAGAAUGUCAACGAGAGAUUUUUUUUCAAAAGAAAGCUGAAAUGAACGAAAUUGAUGCUAGUAUUUUUCGGUUAGCGUGA
Messenger RNA from Saccharomyces mikatae IFO 1815, 1197 nucleotides. It is a transcript of the gene SPO11, whose product is annotated as DNA topoisomerase (ATP-hydrolyzing). NCBI's taxonomy places the organism in Eukaryota, Fungi, Ascomycota, Saccharomycetes, Saccharomycetales, Saccharomycetaceae. Gene Ontology annotation, molecular function: DNA binding; ATP binding; DNA topoisomerase type II (double strand cut, ATP-hydrolyzing) activity. Gene Ontology annotation, cellular component: nuclear chromosome. Bases 1 to 1197 code for a protein of 398 amino acids. The transcript has a single exon. The record is from RefSeq and is a predicted model, not a curated record. Gene Ontology annotation, biological process: reciprocal meiotic recombination; meiotic DNA double-strand break formation; meiotic DNA double-strand break processing.